CUUCUCGCCCACGCUGCCGCGUGCUCUUUAUUCUAGGUAGAAACGGCGUCGUUCACUCUCUAUAUAAAACACAGAACAGACAAAGAAAACUCAGAAACAGUAAUGGAGGAUUCAAAAAUGAAAAAUGCUGGUGAUGGUGAUGAUCCAGUGGUGGAAAUGGAUGAGGAUAUUUUUAUGAGUUUAAGUGAUAUUUUUGAUGAAAGUAACUCAUUAGAUGAGUUAAUGAAGUUUGUUGAUGAUUCUACUAAGGUUAAGUUUAUUGAAAAUCCGUACUCCACGACGCCGUUUAAUGUGUUUCAGUCUUCUUCUUCUUAUGUUACUAUUAACGGUAACGAGGAGACUUGCGGCUCUUCUUUCUCCGACUGGGAGUCUUCCGUUAUGGCUAGUGUUGACGUCGGCGGGUUUGUAAAUACCGGAAAAGGAAAUGAAUGUGGGUUUGGGUUUUGUGAGUGGUUCCAAGGCGGCGGAGGCGGCGCGUGGGGUUUUGAUGAUGUGGAGACGGAGGCGCGUGAAGGAGUUUGUGGGGGUUUUAGUGAGUGGGAUUUUCUGGAUUACGAGUGUUUUGUGGAUGGUGGCGGUGGCAUCUUUUGACCCAUGGAGUAAAACGCUGUCGUUUGUAAUUAAUUAUUAUCUGUUUAUAAGAUGGGCUAAUUACUAAUUUUGGAUUAGUGGU
Messenger RNA from Mercurialis annua (annual mercury), 673 nucleotides. RefSeq lists its product as uncharacterized. The transcript has a single exon. The coding region runs from base 103 to 591 and encodes 162 amino acids. The record is from RefSeq and is a predicted model, not a curated record. Lineage: Eukaryota; Viridiplantae; Streptophyta; Magnoliopsida; Malpighiales; Euphorbiaceae.